AUGGCCGCCGCCGAACCAAUCCCCGACACCAUGCUCGCAUGCCAGGUCGUCGAGUUCAAUCAGCCCUACACCAUCCACCGCAUCCCCACCCCCAACCCAUCCACCCUCGGCCCCCACGACCUCCUCGUCAAAAUCGCCGUCUCCUCCCUCUGCCACACCGACUCCAUGGUCGCCCGCGGCACCUUCACGCCCCCCCUCCCCUGCACCGCCUCGCACGAAGGCGCCGGCACCGUCGCCCGCUGCGGCUCCGCCGCCGCGCAAACCUUCUCCCCAGGCGACCGCGUCAUGUGCGGCAUCUACCUGCGCCCGUGCGACGCGUGCGCCGACUGCCUGGCCGGGCGGCCGCAGUACUGCCCCCGCAGCGCGGGGGCCAUCGGCGUGCACACGCACGGCGCCUUCGCCGAGUACGCCGUCGUCGACGCCCGCACCGCCGUGCGCCUGCCCGACGGCGUCACCUUCGCCACGGCCGCGCCCCUCGCCUGCGCCGGCUGCACCGUCUACCGCGGCGUCGUGGUCGCCACGGGGCUGGUCCCCGGCCAGUGCGUGUGUCUCGUCGGCGCCGGCGGCGGGCUGGGCCACCUGGGCGUGCAGUUUGCCAAGGCGCGCGGCCUGUGCGUCGUCGCGGUCGAUGCGCGGGACGAGGGGCUGGCGCUGGCGCGCGAGGCUGGGGCGGAUGUCGUGGUCGAUGCGCGUGCGGGCAAGGAGAGGGUGGUGGAGGAGGUGCGGGCCGUGACGGGGGGUGCGGGCGCGGACGCGACGGUGACGGUGACGGAUGCGAGGGACGCGGCGGCGUUGGCGUGCGCGGUGACCAGGGUGCAUGGGCUGGUGGUGCAGAUUGCGCAGCCCGAUGAGGUCGCGGUCCCGUUUCACGAGCUCGUCUUCCGCGAUAUCAGGAUCCAUGGCUCGCUCGUCUGCUCGCCGGAAGAGGCGCGCGAGAUGAUGAAGGUGGUGUCGGAAAACGGCAUCUCGGUCAGGACGAAUCCCGUCCAGGGCUUGGAGGAGAUCCCGAAGCUGUUGGAGCUGGUGCGGAGCGGGAAGAUGGCGGGCAAGGGGAUCGUGAUUGUCGACCCGAAGCAGAUUGAGCAUGAGAAGACUAUUGGAGCGACCAUCUGA
Messenger RNA from Diplodia corticola, 1113 nucleotides. RefSeq names its product alcohol dehydrogenase protein. The transcript is spliced from 3 exons. The record is from RefSeq and is a predicted model, not a curated record. Lineage: Eukaryota; Fungi; Ascomycota; Dothideomycetes; Botryosphaeriales; Botryosphaeriaceae. Gene Ontology annotation, molecular function: oxidoreductase activity. The coding region runs from base 1 to 1113 and encodes 370 amino acids.